UCUUAGCCUCUCAAUUUGCUUUGUCACAUGAACAUCAACACACUUUGAAUGGAUUCAUCCUGAGGAUAUACCACAGAAGAGCAGAAGAAACAAGCACACAUACAGAAGGAUGAGACGGUCAUAAAGGAGACUUGUACAACAGAAGCGGCUUUAACAAUAAGGCUGAACCAAUGGAGAACGAUAACACCUCAUCUACUGGGUUCGAGCCUCUCUUCAUUAAAGAAGAGGAUGUUGAUCCGGACAGAACCCUCAUGGAACAAAGAGAGCGCAACACCGCACAGUCUGGACUCACCUUCACAGCAACGCAGCUGAAUCAAUCCGCUUUAAUGAGGCCAUACUUACAGGAGAUGGAUGAGCUGCUGAAAAGCUGUGAGGAGCUCACUGGCAUCCACUUUGGCUCUCACUUCUCAGAAAAAUACAAUGAAACAAGUGUGACUGAAUCAACUCAGAGCAACAGUCAACAGGAAGACACAAUGGAGAGCAAUGAAGAAAAUGUUUCUUCUGAAACAUAUCUUACCACAAGCUACAUUGACACACACAUUGACGGGGCUGGAGCAGAAGACCAGUCGGCACAAGGCCGGUCUCAAGGCGUGGGCACCAUCAUUAACAGGUGUGGAGUGACUACAGAAGCUUCUUGCCAAAAAGACAUGCCUCUGACUUCAGCGGGAAACAAACUGAGUGAAAGCAUGGUGCAGUACGAGGGUCAGCUGUUAGGGAUGUUGGCCAUGCUGGAGAGCUGUAUGGAAGAGUCUGGGAUGGACUUUGAGCCUCAAGGCUGGCCUACAGAUGCAAGUCAGGAGUAUGUACACAUCAGUAAGAAUCCUCAUCUUUCCCGGGGUACAACACUGGUGCCCAUUCAGCAAGGGAGGCCAAUAAAGCUGGAGACCCAGCCGAUGCAGUUAGACUCAUGGGCUGAUCAACAUGGAGCAGGAGAUCAAGUCUCCCAAGAAAGCAGGAAUGAGGAGACAGCGGUUGGCUUCUCAAUGGAAACACUGGAAUGGCAAGACCAGGAGGUUUCCAGUCCUCAGCUCACGUUUUCCGGGCCAUCAGUGCCAUUAGAUAUUAACAAAAAUGAUCCAAUGUACUGUGAGAUGACAAAAACAGAGUGUUUAUCUACUAAUGAAAGCACAUAUGUGAAAGAAGACAUAACCGCGAUUGAAGUGGACACUGAAUUGCCAGCUGAAGAGAUACAGGAGCUCAAAAUGGACAACAUUGAUCUGGGAUCUGGCAUGAACGAACUACUCGCACUAGGGUGUCAGAUGGAGGAGUGCAUAGCGGAGGUACAGCUGUUACAGAUGAGGAGGAAGGAACUUCUGACGGAGGUGCUGGAGCUGAGAGGGAAUAAAAACAGAGAGGAGGCAGAGGAGACCAGUGAAGAGGAAGAGGAGACAGAGGUGCAAAUUGACAGCAAAGUGGCAGAGCUGAUGAGGGCACUGAAGAGGGAGGAGGAGGAGAGAAGACACGAGAGGAAGAAAGAGAUCCAAAGUCUCAGGGAGGAGAGAGCAGAGGAGGAGAGGAUGUUGUGGAAGGUGAACCUGGAGAGACAGGGGCUGUAUGAGGAGCUAAGAAAGCUGAAGAGGAGGCUUUUCGGGAUGGCCAGGGAAUGUGCUCACAACCAGGCCGCUCUCAACACCCAGCACCGAGAGGUGGAGCUGCUGAAGAGGGAAGAGGAGAAGCUGCAGUCGCUGGUGCUGCAUCUGACAGAAGAGGGCUCCCAGCUCAGAGCAGCUCAAAGACAACAGCUCUCAGAUCUACAGGCAGAGCUUCAGGCACAGAGCUGCAGUCAGAAGCCCAACACCCAGGACGAGCUGAGCCAGUGCAGGAGGCACUCCUGUGGGGACAUCCAGCAGUAUCUGCAGGGGGGACUGAAAGCACUGGAGGACAGGUAUGAGCCCAUGUUGCUCACACUGCUGAAGAGAAGGGAGGCCACAGCCGGAGCACUGGUGAAAGCCAAAGAGCAGGCCCAGGAGCUGAGGGCCCAGCUGAGGCCCCUAAAGGAAGAACUCCAAAAGCUGAAUCUCCAGAGGGCCUGUUUGGAGGAGAAACUCAAACUGAUUCACAUGCAGAGGAGAGAGGAUAUAGCGCAGUAUAAGGAGACAGUGUACUUUCUGGAAGACAACAGCAGAGAGUUGAAGACAGAAUUAAAGAUUCAGAAGAGAAAAACCAAAGAGAUGGAGGAGCUCAGAGACGGCCUCACCAAACAGCUACUCCUCUUCAGGGCUGCCAUUAAGGACCAUAACAAGUGUGACGAUGAGGAGAAAACAUGAUUGUUUGUUCUUGAUUUGGAGUUCUGUGAUUAAAUAGCAAACUGACAAUCUGUAACACAGUGAACUCCAAGAUUCAGUGAAUGCACUUUAUACACAUGCUGUUAGUAAACAAAAAAUAAAUUUUAAGUUUUUUUUUUUUUUAGAAAUCUUGUGAAGAUGAACUACUCUGCAGCUUGUAGAAAGGUUUUUACUAUGAAUAAAGGCUUUGUGUUCGUUGUAAUCCAAGUGCGACUGAUGUGUUAAUGUCUGUGCAUGACGAGUGGAGAGAGGUUCAUGGACUUAUAUGGGCAACAUGUCUGAGGCACUAAACACUGGGACACAAGAGUAAUAGAGUGAGAGUAAGUUCUGCAGACAGGAAAAGCACAAUGGCGUCACGCCAGACAGAAAAAAAGGUCUGAGUGUCAUGAGACAUUAUUGACUCUUUCACUAAAAGGCUCAUUUAGGGUUGUUUAAAAAUACUUUCAAGCUUAGCAAGGCACUGAUCCUAUUCAUAGAAUAUGUUACACCUUCAUAUAGAGAAAUGUUGACCACAUAAGCCCAAAGACCAAUGAAACACAUUUUAUUAAGAAUGGACUCACUGUACAGUUACAAAAUAUUGAACAUAGAAAAAGUCCAACCACUAAUCUAUAUCACGACAACAUUUAAAGGAGUAAUGUAUGACAAAGGUGAAGGGGAUGUGGACCACAAAUGGAAACUUCAAAAUGUAAAUUUUUAAAAUGGUCAUUUCAUUCAGACGCAGCUGGUGUGAAAAUCAGAGUCCAAAACACUUAGGUAAUGAUCACACUGUAGCAGGGAAACAUGAGGCAUUUUUAGGACCGAACAACCUCUA
Molecule: messenger RNA, 3096 nt
Organism: Plectropomus leopardus (leopard coralgrouper)
Lineage: Eukaryota; Metazoa; Chordata; Actinopteri; Perciformes; Serranidae
Gene: sync
Product: syncoilin, intermediate filament protein
Cellular component (GO): intermediate filament
Source: RefSeq, a predicted model, not a curated record